Molecule: messenger RNA, 3583 nt
Organism: Rubroshorea leprosula
Lineage: Eukaryota; Viridiplantae; Streptophyta; Magnoliopsida; Malvales; Dipterocarpaceae
Source: the annotation of a GenBank genome assembly
UUAAAACCAACCUAAAGCUCCUUUUUCCAUUAUUCUAAAGGUAGAUCCGAGUAUUACUGACUUAAGCAUCGAAGUGUCUACCCUGAGGAUCCACCUCGAGGAUUUGCAAGUUCAUCUAGAGUGAAGACGUAGACUGAAGAAGGAUCUCUCGUUUGGUGCAAUUACAUUGGCGCCAUCUGUAGGAAUCCGAGCUAAAAGCUCCUUUGUUGCUUUCUCAUCAUGGUCAACACUCGAUCUAUCCGAGCUGGAAAUCAGGCUCAACCUCUUAGACAAGGUCAAGGGCAAUACCCUAACAACCUCCCACCUCACCUCCCACCUCAAAUCCCAAACCUAUUCCCUUUUGUUGAACAUGCAGAAGGAGGAGAUGAAAACCAACCUCACAACUUAGCCCACAACUCAGCUUCCACUCCUAAUCAAGGAAAUGUAGUCACAACUCAACUUGCUGCUAUGCAACAGCAGUUCGGUGUCUUUCAGAUAGUCUUGGCUCAGCUCUUAGCUCGGAAUAAUCCUGGUGAUCCCCUCAUCAAUCUACUUAACCUUACUCAACAACCCCCUGUUCAACAACAGGAUCCUCAACUAGUUCAACAUGCUCCUGCUCUUAGUGAGUCUCAAGGUCAGUCUCACGUAGCCCCAGUUCAACAACCUCUACCUAAUGAUGUCACACGACGUUUGGAUAGCUUAGAAAAACUGGCAGCCAAGCAACGAGUUAAACAGAGGGACGGAGAAUCUCUAAAGAAUUACAUGAGCAGGUUCAAUGAUGCAAUUCUCGAAGUCAGCUCAUUCAACCAAGCCAUAGGAAUUGCGGCUGUAAUUCAAGGUCUCCAACAUGAGAGAUUCGGAGAUAGCUUAAUUAAGCAUCCUGCUGCUACUUUUAAUGAGGUUAAUGACAGAUCCUUGAAAUUCAUAACUACUGAGGAAUAUGCCUUAUCACAAAAACCAUUUCUUCCCAAGAAUCAAAACCUAGAUUGGAAAGAUGAGGGUCAGAGCAGAAAGUGGAUCAAGACAGUACAGAGCCGAGAGCAACUAAAGUUCGUUAGAGAACAAGGGCCACAACCACAAAGAUCUUGUAAUGUAAGCAACAGGCAAGGCGUGGGACAUCAACAAGCUUCACCUCCACUCCCACCACCAGCCAGAAUUAUACAUAUGAUUACAGGAGGCUUGGAAGCACGGGGUUUGAGCUCUAAACAACAAAAAUUGUAUAUCAGGGAGAUGAAACGUCAAAACCGAGCUCAGAAACGAAAGUUUAACGACGUUGACUGGAAUAAUCAACCCAUCACUUUCACACCUGCCGACUUCGAUGCAAUUAUCACACUUCAUAAUGAUCCUUUGCUCACUUCCAUUAUGAUUAACAGUUAUAAGAGGUACGAUGGUCCUAUAUAUGGAUUCAAUAACCAACCUGUUCAGGUAGAAGGAGUCUUUACCCUUAAUGUUGCUUUUGGGAGCAGCCGAACUUAUGUUACCCCUUCAGUUCAGUUUCUAGUUAUCAAAAUGGCAUCCUUCUUUAAUGUUGUUAUCGGACGACCUACAUUAAUUGAGAUCCGAGCUGUGGUCUCUCAAUCUCACCUCUACAUGAAGUUCCCAACCCCCAUGGGGAUAGCAACACUACAAGAGAUAAUAGAUAACCGACCUGAAGAUGAAACUAGAGCUACCCCAGUUGAGGAUGUAGAGGAAGUGCAACUUCAUGACAGAUAUCAAAACAGGACGACACAAAUUGGAACUCGGUUGAACCCAAAGGAAAGAACAGAGCUAAUAGCUUUCCUCCGAGCGAACAAAGAUGUCUUUGCUUGGACCUCAGUAGACAUGCCAGGGGUUCCAACCUCGGUUAUAAAAGAAAAAGUAGAGAAACUCCUGCAAGCUGGCUUCGUCAAGAGAGUUGAUUACUAUGAAUGGGUGGCUAAUCCAGUGUUGGUCAAGCAAGCAAAUGGUAAAUGGCGAAUGUGCAUCGAUUACACAAAUCUCGACCAGGCUUGUCCCAAAGACUGUUAUUCGAUGCCAAGCAUUGACAAACUAGUUGAAGCGGCUUCCAAAAAUGAGAGAUUAAGUCUCUUAGAUGCAUAUUCUGGUUACCACCAAGUGCCGAUAGCUCCGGAGGAUGAAGAGAAAACCUUUUUCUAUGCUGGUGAUGAAAUUUAUUGUUAUGUCAUGAUGCCCUUUGGCUUAAAGAACACAGGUGCCACUUACCAGAAGAUGGUGACCAUCGUAUUCCGAGCUCAAAUCGGCAAGAAUCUGCAAGUUCAUGUUGAUGACAUCGUGGCUAUAGAUGGAGAAAUCCUCUAUUUGCACCUCGGUAUUUCAAAUGAAGCAAUUAGUUCUGUCCUAGUGAGAGAAGAAGGCAAACAGCAGAAACUGAUUUAUUAUACCAGCAGUGUACUACACAAAGCAAAACUAAGAUACCCUAUUGUUGAGAAAGUGGCGUUAGCAGUUAUCACUUCGGCCAGAAAGCUGAGGCUAUAUUUCCAAUCACACCCAAUCAUAGUCCUCACAGACCAACCUCUCCAACAGAUCCUUCCGAAGCUAGAGUGCUCAAGAAGCAUUGGAGCUAAAAGUCACAGCCAUAAGAGUUACAGUGACUCGCAACUUGUGGUUAAUCAAGUCAACUCAGUCUGCAAGGUUGUUGAUCUUGUCAUGAUGAAGUAUGUAGCCCUGGUGGCCGAGUUGAAGUGCAAGUUCCAAAAAUUUUGUUUGAGCAAAAUUCCUCGAUCCGAGAAUGAACAGGCAGAUUCACUUUCUAAGUUCGCCUCUGAUAGCUCCUUAAGCUACAGAUCAAUUUUCGUUGAAGUUUUAGAUGAGCCGAGCUUUAUGAAGCCAAGAAUGAUGGAGAUUAGCACAGACCCAAAUACACUGAGCUGGAUAGAUCCAAUUGUCUCUUUUUUACGAAAUUGGUCAGUGCCUGCAGAUAAGCAAGAAGAGAUAAGGUUGAGAAAGAAAGCAUCUCGAUACACACUCAUUGAUAGGGUCCUCUAUAAGAGAUCUUUUUCACUUUCUCUCCUACGAUGCUUGAAUCCUUAUGAAGUUGAGUACGCACUUCGGGAGGUACAUGAAGGUGUAUGUGGAAGCCACAUUGGUGCUAGAACCCUGGCUCACAAAGUCCUCAGACAAGGAUAUUACUGGUCGAAUAUGUAUAAGGAUGCUACUCACUUUGUACAAAAAUGCUCGAAGUGCCAAUUCUUCGCGCAUUUAACUCACCAACCGGUAGAAGAGCUCACCAACUUGGUAGCACUGUGGUCAUUUGCUUUGUGGGGACUUGAUCUUCUAGGCCCAUUCAUGAAGGGGGUUGGAGGUGUAACCCAUCUAAUUGUUGGUGUUGAUUAUUUUACGAAAUGGGUUGAAGCUCGGCCAUUAUCCAGUCUUACUUCCAAAAAGGUCGAAGACUUUGUUUUCAGCUCAAUCAUCUGUAGAUAUGGAAUUCUGAAUCAGAUUAUAGCUGAUAAUGGUACUCAGUUUAACUGCUCUUCAUUCAGAGAUUUUUGCUCCAAUUACCGAAUCAAACUACAGUUUACCUAAGUAUACCAUUUGGAGUCCAAUGGUAUGAUCGACUCUGUAAAUAAAGCUAUCCUCAAGGGAAUAAAGCCAAGGUUGGAGU